This is a messenger RNA of Tetrahymena thermophila SB210, 1500 nucleotides long. Its product is annotated as glutamate/leucine/phenylalanine/valine dehydrogenase. Gene Ontology annotation, cellular component: mitochondrion. NCBI's taxonomy places the organism in Eukaryota, Ciliophora, Oligohymenophorea, Hymenostomatida, Tetrahymenidae. Gene Ontology annotation, molecular function: L-glutamate dehydrogenase (NAD+) activity. The transcript has 9 exons. The record is from RefSeq and is a predicted model, not a curated record. Gene Ontology annotation, biological process: L-glutamate catabolic process.
AUGCUUUCCAAGAUUUUAAGUUCCAGAUUACCUGCUAACUCCUUAGUUAGUAUGUACAACCCUUCCUUCAGCUCUGUUGCUGGUGAACCCAAGUUCUUAGAAAUGGUCCACCAAUACUUCGAUGCUGCUGCCUCAUACACCAGAAUCUCUCCUGAUAAACUUAACUACUACAAGAAGGCCGACUGUGUUAUCAAGUUUACCAUUCCCCUCGUUAGAGAUGAUGGUACUAUUGAAUCCAUUGAAGCCUACAGAGCUUAACACAAGUUACACAGACUUCCUACUAAGGGUGGUACCAGAUAUGCUAAAGACAUCAACAUUCAAGAAGUUGAAGCCUUGUCCUGUUUGAUGACUUUAAAGUGUGCUGUCGUUAACUUGCCUUACGGUGGUGCUAAGGGUGGUAUUGGUUUCAACCCCAAGUAAUACUCUGCUAGAGAAAUCGAAUCUCUCACCAGAAGAUACACUCUUGAAUUAGCUAAGAAGGGCUUCAUCGGUGCUGCCAUCGACGUUCCCGGACCUGAUUUGGGUACUGGUGAAAGAGAAAUGUCUUGGAUGAAGGAUACUUAUCAAACUUUCUUCGGUCACAAGGAUAUCAAUGCUCACGGUUGUGUCACUGGUAAGGCUCUUAACUAGGGUGGUAUCAGAGGUAGAACUGAAUCUACUGGUCUUGGUGUCUUCUAUUGCACUAGAGAUCUCCUUAACGACAAGCCUCUCAUGGAAAAGUUCGGUGUUGAACCUGGCAUGAAGGGCAAACGUUUCAUCAUCUAAGGUUUCGGUAAUGUCGGUUACUGGGCUGCUAAGUUCAUCACUGAAUAUGGUGGUAUCGUUACUGGUAUUGCUGAAUGGGAUGGUUCCAUCUACAACUCUAAAGGUAUUGAUAUUGAAGAUCUCUACCAAUAUAAGUUGAACAAGAAGGGUAUCAAGGGUUAUCCUAGAGCUGAAGAAGCUUUCGAUAACGAAGAUGCCAUCUACAAGGAAUGUGAUGUCUUCAUUCCCGCUGCUUUUGAAUAAACUGUUAACAAGAAUAACGCUAACAGAUUCAACUGUAAGGUCAUUUCCGAAGCUGCUAAUGGUCCUACUACCAUCGCUGCUGAAGAAAUCUUAACCAAGAAGGGUGUCGUUUUCUUCCCUGAUAUUUUAGUUAAUGCUGGUGGUGUUACUGUAUCUUACUUCGAAUGGCUUAAGAACUUAGAUCACAUGAGACCUGGUAGACUUACUAGAAAGUGGGAAGAAAAGUCCAAGCUCAAUCUCCUCCACGUCAUUUCAGACAUCACUGGUCUUAAGUUACACUAACUCGAAGAAAAGCACAAGAAUCUCCUCAGAGGUGCCACUGAUAAAGAUAUUGUCUACUCUGGUUUGGAAGAAGUUAUGUCUGUUGCUGUCAAGGAAACCAAGGAAACUUGUCUCGAAUUACACUGCUCUAUGAGAAUUGCUGUCUACGUUAAUGCUAUUAGAAAGAUCCACUAACAUUUCGAAGUUGCUGGUAUGCCUCUUGCUAAGUGA